CGGCUGGCUGCGCGUCAUUCUCUUCCUCUUCCGGUGCUCGUGCUCGUGCUCGUGCUCUCCGCCCUCCCCCUCCGCCACUUCGCGCGGAACGGAACCCAGGCCGCCGCCGACCCAGCCACCGCUAGGCGUCUAGGCGACCGCGCGGCAUGGUGGCGCUUUUACACUACCUAUGCUAGUUUGCCUGAUGCUACAUUUCCACGAUGGUUAAGCUGACUAUGAUAGCGCGUGUCACUGAUGGCCUUCCAUUGUCGGAGGGAUUAGAUGAUAGUCGGGAUCUCAAAGAUGCUGACUUCUACAAGCAGCAAGCAAAACUGUUGUUCAAGAACUUGUCCAGAGGGCAGCAUGAGGCGUCAAGGAUGUCAAUUGAGACAGGACCGUACCUUUUCCACUACAUCAUUGAAGGCCGUGUUUGCUAUUUGACUUUGUGUGACCGUUCUUAUCCCAAGAAACUUGCAUUCCAGUAUCUCGAAGAUCUCAAAAAUGAAUUUGAGAAAGUCAAUGGCAGCCAAAUUGAAACUGCUGCAAGGCCAUAUGCAUUUAUUAAAUUUGAUGCAUUCAUACAGAAGACCAAGAAACUGUAUUUGGAUACCAGAACACAGAGGAACCUUGCUAAGCUGAACGAUGAGCUCUAUGAGGUGCACCAGAUCAUGACUCGCAAUGUUCAAGAAGUUCUCGGUGUUGGUGAAAAACUAGACCAGGUGAGUGAGAUGUCAAGUAGGUUGACUUCGGAUACUAGAAUCUAUGCAGAGAAGGCGAAAGAUCUCAAUCGCCAGGCAUUGAUUCGUAAAUAUGCCCCCGUUGCUAUUGUGAUUGGGAUAGUAGUGAUGCUCUUCUGGGUGAAGAACAAGAUAUGGUGACUGGUGCCAUCUUGCGUUCACAGUUAUCAUGCUGGAACCAGCUGAGUUGUCUUGUCUUCCCUCGUGCAACCAUAUGUUUGAUCGUGGUUCCAAAAAGAAAAGAAAGAUGGCUCGAUGGUUUAUCCCGCAUCUGCCGAUUCAAGCGACUACUUUAGCUAUCAAAAGCAAAACCACGGUAGUAGAGAUAGCCUUGGAACUGCACAUUUCUAUUAACUGGACAUGUAUAAUAGUUCUCGUGAGCGCACACCAUGUAAUCGUCGAAAUUCAUCCAUGUGUUGUGACAUUUUUUGAGCACAGUUGAACAUGUGGUGGAGCCUGGAGGCAGGUCAUUCUCAGCCCAA
Molecule: messenger RNA, 1198 nt
Organism: Zea mays
Lineage: Eukaryota; Viridiplantae; Streptophyta; Magnoliopsida; Poales; Poaceae
Product: 25.3 kDa vesicle transport protein
Exons: 6
Coding region: 201-857 (218 amino acids)
Biological process (GO): retrograde vesicle-mediated transport, Golgi to endoplasmic reticulum; endoplasmic reticulum to Golgi vesicle-mediated transport
Molecular function (GO): SNAP receptor activity
Source: RefSeq, marked validated